Nelumbo nucifera (sacred lotus) is the source of this 603-nucleotide messenger RNA. Its product is annotated as copper transport protein ATX1-like. Gene Ontology annotation, molecular function: metal ion binding. Lineage: Eukaryota; Viridiplantae; Streptophyta; Magnoliopsida; Proteales; Nelumbonaceae. The record is from RefSeq and is a predicted model, not a curated record.
CAGUGCAUGUUAGCGUCACGAGGCAGACACUUACACCUGCUUUUAAAAAACGCGAGAAGCUUUGAGCUUUCGUGAGCUCUUUUGGUUCGCGGAAUUCUUUUUUAUUUCUGGGUUUGGCAUUCUCGUCCUCCCGCUAUGGCUCAGACAGUCGUCCUCAAGGUUGGUAUGUCCUGUGAAGGCUGUGUGGGUGCCGUGAAGAGGGUUCUCGGCAAAAUGGAAGGUGUGGAGUCAUUUGACAUUUAUUUGAAAGAGCAGAAAGUGACGGUAAAAGGCAACGUUCAGCCUGAUGCAGUUCUGCAAACCGUCUCCAAGACAGGAAAGAAGACUUCCUUCUGGGAAGAGGAAGCUCCAAAAGAAGCACCAGCUGAAGCUGAAGUGAAGUCCACAGAAACUGUUACUGUUCCUUGAUACGCUCACCCCUAUUCUUAUAGUUAACUAAAAGUCUGUUAAUGGGUUAAUCUGGUGAACAUCUUACAUCCAUGUGUGACCACAACUGUUUAGGUGGGAAAUAUCUGGCAUUUUCUGCAUGUGUUAUUAUGGUAUCUCUGUACCUUUAACUUUAAUAUAUGAAAUAUUUGCUAUAGCCUAUAAAGGGAAAUUUCA